Drosophila busckii is the source of this 2455-nucleotide messenger RNA. It is a transcript of the gene puc, whose product is annotated as tyrosine-protein phosphatase vhp-1. The record is from RefSeq and is a predicted model, not a curated record. The transcript is spliced from 4 exons. Gene Ontology annotation, molecular function: MAP kinase tyrosine/serine/threonine phosphatase activity; protein tyrosine/threonine phosphatase activity. Gene Ontology annotation, biological process: negative regulation of MAPK cascade; protein dephosphorylation. NCBI's taxonomy places the organism in Eukaryota, Metazoa, Arthropoda, Insecta, Diptera, Drosophilidae. The coding region runs from base 153 to 1529 and encodes 458 amino acids. Gene Ontology annotation, cellular component: cytoplasm; cytosol.
CCUGCCAGUCAGUCAGUCAGUCAAGUGUUUGAGAGUGAGUGUGUGCGUGUGUGUGCUACAACUACAACUACAAACACAGUACGGCAACGUCAACAACACGCAAUUGCUGUGAGUGCGACGGAGACAGCAACAGCGUGAGUCAUAAAAGUGAAAUGAAAAUGCGGAUAAAACGAGAAGCGCCGUGCCUGCUGUUAUUUAUGCCAAUUCAAAAUAACAACAAUAAUAACAACAGCGCUCGCAUUGGUGCUAACCAUAAGGACUAUCCCAAUAACAAUAAACGGUCCAGGGAAAAUCUGGCAUGUGAUGAGCAACAGCAGCCGACGUCACAAGCAGCGAUGAUGAACGCUGGCAACACUGGCGGUGGCCGAACGCCGCCGCUCAUGCGCAGCUGCUCCAGUCCGGCGGUAUACGAUAUUGAAACACAUCCUGCCUCGCCAGUAUUCCCACAUCUAUUGCUGGGCAAUGGCCGCGACGCCAAUGAUCCCAGCAGCGUGGGCGCCAACUGUGUGCUAAACGUUACCUGCCAAAGUCCCAGCGAGAGCCAUUUACAGGGUCUCAAGUAUAUGCAAAUACCUGCCAGUGAUACGCCACAUCAAAAUAUUAAACAAUAUUUUCAGGAAGCAUUCGAUUUUAUAGAGGAUGCACGUAAAACUGGUUCCCGCGUCUUGUUGCACUGUCAUGCGGGCAUCUCGCGCAGCGCCACCAUCGCCAUUGCGUAUGUGAUGCGCUACAAGUCGCUGUCGCUGCUGGAGGCCUACAAGCUGGUGAAAGUGGCACGGCCAAUCAUUUCGCCCAAUCUGAACUUCAUGGGGCAGCUGCUCGAGCUGGAGCAGAGUCUGCGCAAGAGCGGCGUGCUGGCGCCGCUGCCAGUGUCGCCCAUCACGCCCAGUCAGCCACACACCACAACCUCUAGUCAACUUGUGGAGCAGCCCGAACAGGAGCAGGCCGCAGAACAGCAGCUGCAGCAGCAACAGCAGCAGCAACGACACACACGCAAAUCCAAGUCAGAUAGUGAGGCUAUGGACGAGGAUGUCUAUGAUUAUGAUGAUGUGGACAGCGGUGCCAGCAGCUUCGCCGGCAGCAAUUGCUCCUCGCGGCUCACCUCGCCGCCCAUAACGCCAGACGAGACGCCUUGCACCUCGGCAGCGGCAACAGUCUCCGAACUGGACUCACCCUGCUCCAACAGCAGCAGCGGCAUUGGUCUCUGCUCUGCCAGCUCCAGCUGCAGCUACAUGCUCAGCAGUGAGGCGUCCGCACCUGCGCCGGUCUCGCCCACAUUGCUGUCGCCAACGAGGCCGCUGGGUGGCUUCAAGCGUAACUCACCCGCCAAGCUGAGGCUCAACCUGGAGUCGAGCUAUACAAACAUACCAAAAUCCAUAUCCUGCAUAUCCAUACACAAUGCCAGUUUGCGCAGUCCGCUGCAGCGGGAAGCGCCAGCCACGCCCAGCUGCGAGGCAGCGCCUGCGACGCCCACGCUCGAGAGCAGCAGCAACAAUAACAAUUUGGUGGCGGCCAGCUCGAGUGAUUGAAUGGAAAGCUUUGCCACCUACAGCUGUGAAUAAACUUAAACUCUUAUGUGUACAUAUGUAUAAUUAAUGCAACAAUUGUAUUUAACGCAUAUAAACAAAAGGAUUAAGAGCAUAGAGAAGAGAGAAGAAAGAGAGAGAGAGAGAAAAACAGUCACUAUCCAAUUCAACGAGAUCAUAGAGCGUGUGUAUAUUUUGUACCUAAAAGAUGUUUUCACAACAACUCAGAAAAACCAACUAGCGGGCUAACAGAAAUGAAUGAAUAUUUUAAUAUUGCCCAUGUGUAAUAAAAAUAUUAUAACUUUUUGUAUGUAGUUUAGACACCAAGUAAUUGAAAAAUGCAAAACAAAACAACAAAAAAAUCAAACUAUAAUCCAAAAGUAUGCGUUUAAGAAAUAUUGCAACAGAUCUAAAGUUGUUUGAAAACCUCGUAAUGUUUUAUUUAGCAUAAUUUAAGUUGUAAGCCAAUCUUAACUAUAUAUCGUAAGCAAGCAAAUAUAAUAAUCGUAUAUUACAAUUACUAUGAAAUUUCAAAUAGUUUUGCUACCUUGCCACACACUCACACACACACAUACACUGCAUUAGCAUCCUAAAAACAGAAAAUACUUUUAACAAAACUGUUGUAAGUUUUAUGUUACUGUACUCCUCCCCCCUCUGCCUGCCCCCGCCAUCAACACUAGACACACACACAGUGCACUAUACACAUUUAUUGUAUAUUUUCAUUUCUUUAAAGUGAGCCCAAGCAGCAUUGUUUGAUUUUGUGUUUGUGUUUUUUUAGUUUUAGCUAUUUAUAAACGAAUGUUUUGAGAGUUGUAUGCAAACCGAAAUUCAUAUGUUCGUUAGCUUUUAAGUCUUGUAAGUUUAAGGCUCAACACCCAAAAAGUGUAACACGUGCGUUAAGUAAAGAGAAAACAAUAAUAGUAACCAAA